Messenger RNA from Lachancea dasiensis, 1935 nucleotides. Lineage: Eukaryota; Fungi; Ascomycota; Saccharomycetes; Saccharomycetales; Saccharomycetaceae. The record is from the annotation of a GenBank genome assembly.
AUGCGCCCUCAUAUGCAGCAAUCCUCCAUGAAUUUACCGAAAAGUAGUAGAAUCUCACACGUCUGCGACGCGUGUCGUCAGCGCAAAUUGAAGUGCAACAAGGAGAAGCCGUCGUGCUCACGAUGCGCCAAACUGGGCCUCCAAUGCGUCUACACCCCGUACCGAAAGAAGAACCACGAAGCAACCGCGGUCAAAACGCUGGAGUCCGAGAUCCAAUAUCUGCGGGCCCAACUGGCCGCGACGGCGUCGAUCUCGCGGUCCACGUCAGCAUCGCCCUCGACCUCUUGGCCCGCAACCUGCGGAUCCGCAGGUAGCGGCGAGGGGUCCGCCAAGGAACACGUUAUCGAUUGGGACGCUCUCGUGACCCCGGUCUAUAUCGACGGUGUCUGGAGAUCUCACUAUGCUCCUUUCACGGACUUGGCGCUGUUUGCCCGUGAUCCUCUUCUGACCGGACGGGUGGCAGAGUUAUUCGAGCAAGAGAUUGCGUCCCCCAAAACAACUAAUUUAAGCUUACACGAUGAUCUGUUUACCACGAUCCUCUCGAUUUUACCGAAUCCGCAAAUUUUGAGCGAGGCCAGAACGGCCUUCGCAACAACCAUAUACCCAAGUUAUCCGUUUAUCGACUUGGAAGUUUUUAACCAGUUUUUUGAUAAAAUUGUAUCGAAAUCUCCAUCCUUGGGAGACGGCCCGGAGUCGCCUUCCUUACUACUUUUGACACUGUCCGCUUUGUGUCUGACCAAGCAUCUCACGAUCGACCCAGACGUGCUACUUCAGUGGGCAGACAGUCUCCACGUCUCCAGAGCAGUGAGUGAAACCAAUCUGGCGUGCUUGCUGUACCUGAAACUGUGCUAUAGGCCUGGAGGCCCGAGCCUAACGCCCGGAGGCACUCUUUCGGAGUGCAUCAGAAAAAUGGCUCUUGAAAUGGGCCUAUAUUCGAGCUCGGGCCAUCUGGUCAACCGUAGAGUAAGACAACAUCUAUGGAUGGCCUGCGUGGUGCUGUCAGAACCCAACACGUUUGACGAGUAUCAUCUAGUGCAGUUCGGACGGGGACAACUCUCCCAGGACACCCCGCUUUCCCACCUAUACGAAGUAUCCACAAGAGUCUCCAAAGUCUGGAAAUGUGCCAUGACCGCGUCCGGCGAGUUGGACGAUGCUUUACUGGCCCUGUGCCAUUACAAUGACGCAAAAGUCACAGCUACACAGGCUAGAAGGUGCACCGACCUGAGAGUGGCCGGGUUGAAAUUCAACCUGCUCACAAUGCAAUUCCUACAGGACGAAAAGAGCCUGACCACCAACGAGGACGCCGUACGGGAAACAAGGCGCGCGUUUGACGAUGCCUGUCACCUGUUGAGCGUGUGCUCGGUUGAAAUGGAGAUGGCUUAUCCUUACUUAGCGGCGGCGAGCUUUUUGAUAAAGACGGUGGGUGCGUAUGCACUCGGCAUGUGUCCACGUCUGCUCGCCAAGUCUCGCCAUCUAGAGGCUCAAGAGCUGUCCAACGAAUUUGAACGUGUUGUGCAGACGUGGUCGCCAACUUUCGAGUGGUGUCAAAAGAUACGCCAUGUGCUGAAAGUGGUGACCGAUGGUGCUUCGCAGAGCUCCAGCCUGUUUUCAGGAGGGCAUGCGCAACAACAGCUCUCGAACAACGCCCUGGAGGUGGACCCCAUCAAGCUUUUGGAAGAGGCGCUGCCGCCAGCGACGCAACAGCUACCGCAGCCCAUCAUCGACCCGAACGACUUGUCACCGUCGCUGUCGUCGGACUCCGUGGACAGUUAUCUGGGAGACUCUUUCGCGGAGCUGGAAGGGCCAUGGCGUCUUAUAAGUUCCGAAAGUGUGUCGACGUCGUCAACCGACGGUGGUGCCCACGAUUUUGAUUUCGAUUACUUUUUGAAGUAUCAACUAAACCCAUCCUCUUCUAUACACACAUUAUAUAAUUAA